AUGUGGCUGCCCGAAAACGACCCCGUUCGCCAGCUCGGCGCGCCCGGCCCCCUCCGCGUCUGCAUCGAAAUCGCCAUCACGCUGCUGUUCGGCUGGCCCGCCUACCUCACCACCCACGUCACCGGCCACAAGUACGAGCGUCGCAACAACCACUUUGAGCCAUGGUCGCCCAUGUUCAGCAAGGACGAGUACUGGCUGGUCGUUCUCUCGGAUGCUGCGCUCCUCGUCGUGCUUGCCGGGCUCGGCAGCCUCGCCUACACGUACUCGUUCGCCUGGCUCUUUGCCCAGUAUGUCGUGCCGCUGCUGAUUGUCAACUUUUGGCUCGUGCUCAUCACCUACCUUCAGCACACCGACGAGACCCUGCCCCACUUCCGCGGCACCGAGUGGAGCUGGCUCCGCGGCGCCCUGUGCACCGUCGAUCGCGAUUUCGGUCUGCUCAACCACGUCUUCCACCACAUUGGCGACACGCACGUCACCCACCACGUCUUCUCGUACAUGCCUCACUACCAUGCCGAGGAGGCCACCGCCGCGCUCAAGCCCCUGCUUGGCGAGUACUACCGACGAGACGACACUCCGAUCGCUGUUGCUCUCUGGCGCAGCUUCAACGUGUGCCGCUUUGUCGACGCCACCGGCGAGGUGCUCUGGUUCCGUCAGUAA
Messenger RNA from Capsaspora owczarzaki ATCC 30864, 657 nucleotides. RefSeq names its product stearoyl-CoA 9-desaturase. The coding region runs from base 1 to 657 and encodes 218 amino acids. Gene Ontology annotation, molecular function: oxidoreductase activity. Lineage: Eukaryota; Filasterea; Ministeriida; Capsasporidae. The transcript has a single exon. Gene Ontology annotation, biological process: lipid metabolic process. The record is from RefSeq and is a predicted model, not a curated record.